AUGGUCUCGUUGGACAUCUCAGAACCCUGUGAAACAAUAACCAAGCAACCCCAUCUGCUGUCUCCACGACCGUUCCCACUUUCGCCCUGCACCAGCCCUCACAGAGUCCACGAUGACAACCGCCAAACCGCCGGUAAACAUACUCAUGAUGCUCCACCUCCACCGAUCACCACCGCCAUCAUCCCUGCCACGACCCCCGCGAAAGCUACGAAAUUCCCCACUCCCGCUACCGGUGAGAACGCUACCAACGCCUCCUUAACUACUACCCUCACUAUCACCGCACCCACAGCCAGCAAUGUGGACUCGUUUCCAACCUGCCCUCAUUGCGAACGCACACUGACCUUACGCAUUGGCCUGGUCGAUCACUUGCGAAUCCGUCGCACAGAGACAGGCGAACUAGUGCCACUAGAACCCACGUAG
Messenger RNA from Spirometra erinaceieuropaei, 420 nucleotides. The record is from the annotation of a GenBank genome assembly. NCBI's taxonomy places the organism in Eukaryota, Metazoa, Platyhelminthes, Cestoda, Diphyllobothriidea, Diphyllobothriidae.